Molecule: messenger RNA, 1137 nt
Organism: Maudiozyma saulgeensis
Lineage: Eukaryota; Fungi; Ascomycota; Saccharomycetes; Saccharomycetales; Saccharomycetaceae
Source: the annotation of a GenBank genome assembly
AUGAACGGCGACAUAAGUGGAAGUAAGAAAGUGGAUUGGUCAAACAAUGGUUCAACAGGUGGAAUAGCAACGCCGUUGUCGUCACCUACAAAAUUGGCACCUCAUCACAAUAUCUUCAUGGCAAACCUCCAAAAAUCUCCAACCGGGAAACAUCAAGAGGUGUUUGGAGAUGGGAAUGGUACAUCAUCAUCUUCAAAAGUGAUCGAGUCCCUUCAUGAACAAAUUGAAAUUUUAUCGAGCACUAACUUACAAUUAACCAUGCAAUCUCAAGGGUUGUUGACUAAAUUAGAAAACACACAGAAUAAAGAAUCAAAAUUGGUGGAAACAUUGUCAGGGCUUAAGAAUGAAAAUGAGACGUUGAAAAACUUAUUGACGAGAGAAACUGAACAUUUAAAAGAGUUAGAGAGUAAUUUAACACAAUUAAACGAUUCUAGUAAUGCAUUAAAUAAAGAGAAUAAAUUGUUGAAACAUAAACAAAAUCACAAUAAUGUUGGUGAAGCAUCAUUGAAUGACGAGCUACAAAUGAUAGAGUCUCAAUAUUCUAGUCUUGUGGAGUCCCAUGAUAUGAUGAAACGUCAUUAUGACAAUGGAAUUCAAAGUUUGAGAGAUGAGCUAGAGACAUUAAAAUUACAAAAUACUAAUGCUCUGACAUCAUAUCAUGAAAAUGAGAAUCAAUUAGUAGAACAAUUAUCGGAUUUUAAUAUCUCAACAAAAGAAUAUGAUGAAUUAUACAAAAAUAACAAUGCAUCGAUAGAUAAAUCUUUCAGCGAAGCUUUACAGAGUGUAAUAAACGGAAAUGAUACCCUGCAAGACUACUCAACAUACAAAGAAGAAAUGAUUGAAUUGGGUAAUAAGAUGGGAAUAUCUACAAUAGAGAAGGAUUUAGCUGAUUUACAAACCGUUAAAUUAAGGAAGGUUAGAAACGUCUCUUCAAAUGGUAGCUCCAAUAGAACCAGUUUCUAUGGUUCUAUGACACCAGUAUCAGACUCUAAUGUUGAGGGCCACAGAAAUAUAAGCCCUGUUAUAGGCUUACCGGGUGUGAAAAGGUCUACAUCAGUCCGUAAAAACAACCUCACUAGCCCAUCUUCAUCUGCAUCACCAUCUCCCAACCCUUCACGGAAUGGUAACAGGUUCUGA